GCUGCCAGAUUCACACAGUCACACUCCCUGUCUCUGCCAUGCACAAGGCGACUCGCUCUUGGAUUUAACCAGGAUCUUUUUCUUUUGCACCCUCCCCGAUUAAAAAGGAUGGUAUUUUCCGUAAAGAUAACAAAUAUAACAUUAUUGUAACCACAUUUCCCACUUUGCCAUAACUGCAUUUGCUACCGGUCCCUCUUCGCAGUCCCAGAUGUUUAACGGGGAGAUGAGGAGCAGCGCGGCGCUGUCCGCAGCGGAGGCGCGCAGUGUCAUGCGCAGCUCCAGUAUCAGCGGGGAGAUGUACAGCAUGGAGAAGAGCAGCGGGGGCCCGCCCGACGUGGCUGGCAUCUCCACCAAUAAGAAGAGGCGCUCCAGCCUGGGCGCCAAGAUGGUAGCCAUCGUGGGGCUGUCCCAGUGGAGCAAGAGCACUCUGCAGCUCAACCAGGCCGGUAAGGAUUGUUGUGUACAAGAGCUGCAGCUGGGAAUCACCUGGUUUACCUGCUGAAGAGGGGGUGAAACAACAAGAGCUGGUUACAGAGACCCUGGUUAGCACAAUGAAAACUUCUUCUUGGUCUUCAUCAUACCUUAAUGACAAGUAUUAUGACGUUGUUUUGUACGAGAUGCUGUCUAUAUUUGCAUUAUAAAUUAUUAGCAGUGUUACUGUAAGUGUUUGAAUACACGUCUCUGUAUGAUGAAGCAAAUAUGAUUUAACAACGAGCAGCAGUAACAUGAGUUCAUUGAGCAUAUCAAGCAGUGCAUUAUAAAAAUGAUUCAUUUUCUAAUAAAACACUGUAAAGACUGAAUAAAACAGCAAAUAGCAACCCAAUAGAAACUCUAUGAACAGUUAACUGCUAGCAGACUCCACGGAAAUGCAUUCAGGACCAUGGACAGCGACAGUGCUGUGAAGUCUUAAAGAAACGAGGGCUUAUAAAACGCAGCAAACCAGCAGCCUUACAAGGCAGCAU
This is a messenger RNA of Polyodon spathula (Mississippi paddlefish), 962 nucleotides long. Its product is annotated as regulating synaptic membrane exocytosis protein 3-like. The transcript has 2 exons. Bases 209 to 502 code for a protein of 97 amino acids. The record is from RefSeq and is a predicted model, not a curated record. NCBI's taxonomy places the organism in Eukaryota, Metazoa, Chordata, Actinopteri, Acipenseriformes, Polyodontidae.